Messenger RNA from Acanthosepion pharaonis, 864 nucleotides. Lineage: Eukaryota; Metazoa; Mollusca; Cephalopoda; Sepiida; Sepiidae. The record is from the annotation of a GenBank genome assembly.
AUGAACAUUAGAUUCGUUUUCUUCAUUCCAUCCGUCUAUUCUCACGCAUAUCUUCUUUCAUUGACUGAUUCUUUCUUUCUUUCUUUCUUUCUUUCAAUAAAUAAAUAUCUUUCCUUUUCUUCAUUCCUCAUCGAAUCCAUCUAUUUUCAAAUAUAUUUUCUUUCUUUCUUUCUUUCUUUCUUUCUUUCUUUCUUUCUUUCUUUCUUUCUUUCUUUAAAUUACCUCAUAAUAAAUAACAUUACACUGUUUCCUUUUCUUCAUUCUCUUCCAAUCCAUCCAUCCACCCUCACGCAUAUUUUCUUUCUUUCUUUCUUUCUUUCUUUCUUUCUUUCUUUCUUUCUUUCUUUGCAACCAGGCUUAUCCUUUUACUAUUCUUUACUUUCAUUUUCUUUCUACUAUUUACCUUAUGAUAAAUACUAUUUCAAUGUUUCCUUUUCUUCAUUCUUCCUCGAAUCCAUCCAUCCUCUCGUAAAUCUUCUUCUUUUCUUUCUUUCUUUCUUUCUUUCUUUCUUUCUUUCUUUCUUUCUCAUUCAAUAUUUUCCUUUUCAAGCCUAUAUCUAUCUAUCUAUCUAUCUAUCUAUCUAUCUAUCUAUCUAUCUAUCUAUCUCUCUCUCUCUCUAUAUAUAUAUAUAUAUAUGUCAAGAGGACUUUGCCAAGCUCAGUCGGCCGGGUUCGGCGCCUCCUGUUGCGAAGGGAGUCCGCGGUCGAUGCUCCAUGUGUGAGCGCGCCGCGGACGGGACGGCGACGCGCAACCGUCACUCGUCCGCCGGGAAAAAAAAACCCGACUAUCUUCUAACUUUUUCAAGUCUCAAAUAUCUAUCUAUCUAUCUAUCUAUCUAUCUAUCUAUCUCAGCCUGUAUAUGA